This is a messenger RNA of Symbiodinium sp. CCMP2456, 1038 nucleotides long. The record is from the annotation of a GenBank genome assembly. NCBI's taxonomy places the organism in Eukaryota, Dinophyceae, Suessiales, Symbiodiniaceae.
AUGCGGGAUACAGCAGUGUACCUCCUGUCACUCGUGGGGCUGGCCGCGCCAUUCGCCGCCCUCUUCUGGAUUACGCCCGAUGAGCUCAGUGUCCAGCUGCUGUUCAUGAUGCUUUGCUGCGGAGUGGGUCUUGCUGCAGGUGUGGACAGUUGCCGCAGCAACGGCCAAGAGACUUUGCUGCCCCAGGACACAUUGCAGGGCGCCGUGCGCUUGAAGGAAGAUCUGGGUGUCACCUACGACGAGCGUGCGCUCAUCCGGGACCAUGUCACAGAGAUGAAGUAUCUGAGUUUUCUGCUGUUCGCUCUCCGGCUGGCCGUGAACAUCAAGGCCCUGUGGCGGAACAUGAUGGUAGUUUGUUUGGAGGAUUUACCACUGACUGUGGGGAGUGCUGCUCGAGUUCUGGAGGCCGGGAUUUUCUUGGAACACCUCUGCAAGCUGCCCUGUGAGAUUUUGAGCUGUAUCUGUGGAAUUCACGCGAGCCCUUCCCAGUGUGUGGGCACAGUCAAGACAUUGGCAGGCUUCUCUGCCAUGCGAUUCGUCAGGUUUCUCAACAAGCGGCACAUCUUCGGGGCGCUCCGCAAAAUUGCCGCUGACCCCAACAUUCUCAAGGGCUGCUACUUGGUGAUUAUCGGCAUCCUUUACUCCCUGGUGCUUGCCGGCUUUGGCCUCUCCGUGCUCUUGACGAAGCUGCACGGCCUGGAUAUCAAAGCCAUGGAGUCGGAGGGCGUCGUUGGCCUGUUUCAGACAGCCUGGACGGCACUGGUCUCUGGUGGCCUCUCCGCCCUCAUGGCGACAAACCUCAUGGAGCUGGUGGAGUUUACGAAUCAGGUAGCCUCGGCAAUGAACAUCAAAGAAGAAGAGAUGCACAGCCUCCUUUCAUUCCUCCUUGGCCGGAGCCACCGACGCGCUCAAGCUUAUAUGGACACCGUGAUGUUAAACUUCAUGAAGCUACCACGCUGGAGCAGCCGACUGGUUGCCAUGAUUACCUUUGAUGCAGAGGGCUUGCAGCGACUGGUGCGAGAAAGCCCUGCGCCCUGA